AUGCCUUAUCCGAGUGACGACUCCAUAGCUUCAGCAAAUAAUCGUUUGAUCAAUGAGGAGCUAUCUUAUGACAGGACCAAUCUAGGUAAUGAAUUUCAGCCUCUCUUUAAUUCAUUGACAAAUGAACAAAGAUGUGUUUUUGAUGAAAUUAUCAAAACUGUCAAUGGUAACAAAGGAGGUGUUUUCUUUGUCUAUGGAUACGGUGGAACGGGUAAAACAUUUUUAUGGAAGACAUUAUCAGUUGCAUUACGAUCUAAAGGUGAGAUUGUAUUAAAUGUUGCAUCGAGUGGUAUUGCAUCUUUGCUAUUGUCAGGAGGCCGAACAGCGCAUUCUAGAUUUCAUAUUCCUAUCAAUCUUAACGAAGAUUCAAUCUGCCACAUCAAACCAAACAGUCCUGUUGCUCAUUUACUAAAGGAAACAAAAUUGAUUAUAUGGGAUGAAGCACCGAUGGUACAUAAACAUGCCUUUGAAGCUCUUGAUAGAACACUAAAAGACAUUUUCAAUUGUGAUACUUCAAAAAAUUCUGAAACACCGUUUGGAGGUAAAGUUAUUGUAUUUGGUGGUGAUUUUAGACAAAUCCUUCCUGUUGUUCCGAAUGGCAGCAUGCAACAAAUUGUGAAUGCCUCUUUAAGUUCUUCCUAUUUGUGGAGUAAAUGUAAAGUCUUAAGGUUAACCAAGAACAUGAGGCUAACGAUUGGAGCAAAUACAUCUGAUAUGCAAGAAACAAUAAAUUUUGCAAAAUGGCUGCUGGACAUUGGCGAGGGAAAGGUCGGAGGUAACAAUGAUGGCGAAACAACUAUAGACAUUCCUGAUGAUCUUCUAAUAAAUCACUCAUCUGAUCCUGUUCAAAAUUUAAUUGACUUUGUUUACCCGUCAAUUCUCCAAAAUUUCAAAAAUCCAGAAUUCUUCCGUGCAAUAUUAGCACCUAAAAAUGAAGUUGUUCAAGAGAUUAACGAUCGUCUUCUAUCACUUUUUCCUGGAGAAGAACAGGAGUACCUUAGCUCGGAUAGUAUUUGUCCAUCAGAACAGUUUAAUGAUCCAGCACAAGAACGUAUAUAUUCUCCCGAUGUUCUUAAUGGACUUAAAAUAUCUGGAUUGCCAAAUCAUAGGUUGGUGUUAAAGGUUGGUGUUCCUGUUAUGCUUCUAAGAAAUAUUGAUCAACAAAAUGGUUUGUGCAACGGUACCAGAUUACAGAUCCUAACACUUGGUAAACGCGUAAUAGAAGCUGAAAUAAUAUCUGGAGGUACUAUCGGUACUCGAACAUACAUUCCUAGAAUUAAUAUGAUACCUUCAGACAAAAAAAUUCCCUUCAAGUUUCAGAGAAGGCAAUUUCCACUAUGUGUAUGCUUUGCAAUGAUUAUAAACAAAAGCCAAGGACAAUCACUAUCUCGAGUUGGUUUGUACUUAAAGCAACCUGUAUUCACCCAUGGACAAUUGUAUGUUGCACUUUCGAGAGUAAAGAGUAGAGCCGGAGCAAAACUACUAAUUUUAGACAAAGAAGGGAAUGUUACAAAUCAAACGACAAAUGUUGUUUACAAGGAAAUUUUCAGAGACUUGUGA
Messenger RNA from Helianthus annuus (common sunflower), 1560 nucleotides. RefSeq names its product ATP-dependent DNA helicase PIF1-like. The record is from RefSeq and is a predicted model, not a curated record. Bases 1 to 1560 code for a protein of 519 amino acids. Lineage: Eukaryota; Viridiplantae; Streptophyta; Magnoliopsida; Asterales; Asteraceae. Gene Ontology annotation, biological process: telomere maintenance; DNA repair. Gene Ontology annotation, molecular function: DNA helicase activity. The transcript has a single exon.